Molecule: messenger RNA, 3604 nt
Organism: Peromyscus californicus insignis
Lineage: Eukaryota; Metazoa; Chordata; Mammalia; Rodentia; Cricetidae
Gene: Lrrn3
Product: leucine rich repeat neuronal 3
Exons: 3
Coding region: 926-3052 (708 amino acids)
Molecular function (GO): protein binding
Source: RefSeq, a predicted model, not a curated record
GCCAGUGCUACAUCUUGGCAGUCUGAAGCGAUUGGCUCCUCUCUGGGGAGCGGAGGGUGUUCAGUUAUUAAUGACCGCUGAGCGGGCAGCACCAUGUCAGUGUGACAACUGAUCUGGUGAACGAUGCACCACUAACCACCAUGGAAACGAGGAGAAAUAAAGCCAGCUAGCAGGAUCGCGCCUCACCGGAUCCAGAGCCUCAGCCUGCUGCCGGAGAGAGUUCCAGUCAAAAGGAGGAAGGGAUCCCAGCUGCCGGCUCCUGCCUUCCUUUAGAUUUUAGAAAAAAAGAGAUACCAUUGCUUGCAUGUGUGCAUAUCUAUAGUAUAUAAUUGUGUAUACUUUAUUACACAUUCAUAUGCACCUAUUUAUACUGGGUAAGAAGACAGCCAUGUGAUUAUCUCAGUCAAGGGACCGAGCAAGCAGGGACACCGGAGGAGGGCUAUCCCUGCAUCUGCUAAUGCAAGCCAUGUAGCAGUAUUGGAAAUGACGGCUUUGUGACCAGGCAAGCCGAAGAGGGCCACCUUUUCAGGGUGCUGCUUGUCACUGACAAAGUGCUAAGCUAGGAUGCUGAAUAAUGCCUCUACAACUGCAAGUACUGGACAGCAUGGGAUUUGAAUUCCAGAUUUCAAAAUAAAUGAAUUGCUCCAUAUCCUAUGACCAUCUAUACAUACAUCAUCUUCAAAGCGUCCAUCAGUACUCUAUCACUGAGGAGACAGCAACCAUCUUUUCUCCACUAUGCAUGCCAUUUUUGGAAACUACAUCUGUGGCACUCAUAAUUAUUUCUACGAAGAAAACACCUAUAGUUCUACAGCAUUCAUCAUUUGACAAAUGCAAGGACCUCCCUCAUCAGUCAGCCUGUGCUGAACUUAUUGGCGGUGACUGGAAUCCUUAAGGGCCUAUUAAAUUUCUGGAGACAAAAGCUAAGAUGAAGGACAUGCCACUCCAAAUUCAUGUGCUGCUUGGCCUAGCUAUCACUACUCUAGUACAAGCUGUAGAUAAAAAAGUGGAUUGCCCACAAUUAUGUACAUGUGAAAUCAGGCCUUGGUUUACACCCAGAUCUAUCUAUAUGGAAGCAUCUACAGUAGACUGCAAUGAUUUAGGGCUUUUAAACUUCCCAGCCAGAUUGCCUGCGGACACACAGAUUCUGCUUCUACAGACUAACAACAUUGCAAGAAUCGAACAUUCCAUAGACUUUCCAGUGAACCUUACUGGCCUGGACUUAUCUCAAAACAAUCUAUCUUCAGUCACAAAUAUUAACAUACAAAAGAUGCCUCAGCUUCUUUCUGUGUACUUAGAGGAAAACAAACUAACUGAGCUGCCUGAAAAAUGUCUCUAUGGGCUGGGCAAUUUACAAGAACUCUACAUUAACCACAAUUUGCUUUCGACCAUUUCACCCGGAGCCUUUAUUGGCUUACAUAACCUUCUUCGACUUCAUCUCAAUUCAAACAGACUGCAGAUGAUCAACAGUAAGUGGUUUGAUGCUCUUCCCAAUCUAGAGAUUCUGAUGAUCGGGGACAACCCCAUCAUCAGAAUCAAAGACAUGAACUUCCAGCCACUUCUCAAUCUUCGCAGCCUGGUUAUAGCUGGCAUAAACCUCACGGACAUACCGGAUAAUGCCUUGGUUGGGCUGGAAAACUUGGAAAGCAUCUCUUUUUACGAUAACAGACUUAUUAAGGUACCCCAAGUUGCUCUUCAAAAAGCUGUAAACCUCAAAUUUUUGGAUCUAAAUAAAAAUCCUAUUAACAGAAUACGAAGGGGUGAUUUUAGCAAUAUGCUACAUUUGAAGGAGUUGGGGAUAAACAACAUGCCUGAACUUGUCUCCAUUGACAGUCUAGCUGUGGAUAACUUGCCAGAUUUAAGAAAAAUAGAAGCUACUAACAACCCCAGAUUGUCUUACAUUCACCCCAAUGCAUUUUUCAGACUCCCCAAGCUAGAAUCCCUCAUGCUGAACAGCAACGCCCUCAGUGCCCUCUACCAUGGUACCGUGGAAUCUUUGCCAAACCUCAAGGAAAUCAGCAUACACAGCAAUCCCAUCCGGUGUGACUGUGUCAUCCGCUGGAUUAACAUGAACAAAACCAACAUUCGAUUUAUGGAACCGGAUUCUCUGUUCUGUGUGGACCCACCUGAAUUCCAAGGCCAGAAUGUUCGGCAAGUGCAUUUCCGGGAUAUGAUGGAAAUUUGUCUCCCUCUUAUAGCUCCCGAGAGCUUUCCUUCUAGCUUGGAUGUAGAGGCUGACAGCUAUGUGUCCCUUCACUGCAGAGCUACUGCAGAACCCCAGCCUGAAAUCUACUGGAUCACACCUUCUGGUAAAAAACUAUUGCCAAAUACUCUGAGAGAGAAGUUCUAUGUUCAUUCUGAAGGCACACUAGACAUAAGGGGCAUAACCCCAAAGGAAGGGGGGUUAUACACUUGUAUAGCAACUAACCUAGUUGGUGCUGACUUGAAGUCUAUUAUGAUCAAAGUGGGAGGUUCUGUUCCUCAGGAUAAUAAUGGUUCACUGAAUAUUAAAAUAAGAGAUAUUCAGGCCAAUUCCAUUCUGUUAUCUUGGAAAGCAAGCUCUAAAAUUCUCAAAUCCAGUGUUAAGUGGACAGUCUUUGUCAAGACUGAAGAUUCUCAUGCUGCCCAAAGUGCUCGAAUACCAUCUGAUGUCAAGGUAUACAAUCUUACUCAUCUGAAACCAUCUACUGAGUAUAGAAUUUGUAUUGAUAUUCCCACCAUCUACCAGAAAAGCAGAAAACAAUGUGUGAAUGUCACCACAAAAAGUUUGGACCGUGAUGGAAAAGAAUAUGGAAAGAGUCACACAGCGUUUAUGGCCUGCCUUGGAGGGCUUUUGGGGAUUAUUGGCGUCAUGUGUCUUCUCAGCUGCAUCUCACAAGAAAUGAACUGUGAGGGUGAACAACACAGUUAUCCGAGGAAUUACUUUCACAAACCGACUUUGGCACUGAGUGAGCUUUACCCCCCUCUGAUCAACCUCUGGGAAUCAGGCAAAGAAAAAAGUGCACCCUUGGAAGUAAAAACGACCAUUAUAGGGGUGCCAACAAACGUGUCCUAAAACCAACCAACCAAACCUACUUCAAAGAAAAGCUCAAGACUGCAGUAGUGCUGAAGGGAAAAAAAGGCACAGAAAAACAAACAACAACAAAAACAGGCAGAGGAAUGUUACUUUCUGGAAGGAAGAAUCAGCUUCACCAAUGCUGCUCCCGGCCAAUGGAAACGUGAAAGUUCAGCAUUUUAAUUGACUGGCUUCAAAGGGUACUGUGGCAACCAAAUAAAACAAUUCCAUUUUCUAGAACUUUCAUGUAACUUUUAUGUCAGGACUACAGUUAAUGUGAACAAAAACAUUUCUGUAUUUUUUUUAAGUGUAGAAGAGUAGUUGAACUGAGCAAUACCUCCUCCUGUGUUGUAUUACACAUGUUAGCCACGAGUUUUUGCAGUGACCAGAUAAACUUGAAUUGACACGUGGUGUAAGGAAAAGGACAAAUUCUAUAGAGUAGACACAGUGAGUAUGUGGACCUCUUUUAUAAGGAAAAAUACAUUUUGGAUUCAAAUCAAUUGCUUUUGUCUUGUUUUUGUUUCUAAAUAAAGAAUAAUUUCUGGGAACUAU